Messenger RNA from Xyrauchen texanus (razorback sucker), 2592 nucleotides. It is a transcript of the gene ppp2r5ca, whose product is annotated as protein phosphatase 2, regulatory subunit B', gamma a. Bases 85 to 1518 code for a protein of 477 amino acids. Gene Ontology annotation, molecular function: protein phosphatase activator activity. Gene Ontology annotation, biological process: protein dephosphorylation; signal transduction. The transcript is spliced from 13 exons. The record is from RefSeq and is a predicted model, not a curated record. NCBI's taxonomy places the organism in Eukaryota, Metazoa, Chordata, Actinopteri, Cypriniformes, Catostomidae. Gene Ontology annotation, cellular component: cytosol; nucleus; protein phosphatase type 2A complex.
GCCGUCGGUUCCUCCAGCAGCAGCAGCAGCAGCUUCAUUUUCUCUGGAUCUUUUGUUAAAAUGGAGGCUGUUGUGCUGCAGUAAAUGGACAGGAUGAUUGUAGACGCUCCCAAUUCUAACGGGCCGUACCCGCCUGUGGCUCUAGUGCACUUCAGAGAUGUGGCUCCAGCGGAGCAGGAGAAGCUGUUCCUGCAGAAGUUGCGUCAGUGUUGUGUUCUCUUUGAUUUCCUGUCGGAUCCUCUCAGUGACCUGAAAUGGAAGGAGGUGAAACGAGCGGCGCUCAGCGAGAUGGUCGAGUUCAUCACUCACAAUCGCAACGUCAUCACCGAGCCCAUCUACCCCGAGGUGGUGCACAUGUUUGCGGUGAACAUGUUCAGGUCGCUGCCGCCGUCGGCAAACCCCACAGGAGCCGAAUUUGACCCGGAGGAAGAUGAACCGACUCUUGAAGCGGCGUGGCCUCAUCUACAGUUGGUGUACGAGUUUUUCCUGAGGUUUCUAGAGUCGCCCGACUUCACCCCAAAUGUUGCAAAGAAGUACAUUGACCAAAAGUUUGUGAUGCAGCUGCUGGAUCUGUUCGACAGCGAAGAUCCUCGAGAAAGAGACUUCCUGAAAACAACACUGCACAGAAUAUACGGGAAGUUUCUUGGCCUGCGAGCUUAUAUUAGAAAACAAAUUAAUAACAUAUUUUAUAGGUUUAUUUAUGAGACGGAGCAUCAUAAUGGAAUCGCUGAGUUAUUAGAGAUCCUCGGCAGUAUCAUCAAUGGUUUUGCUUUACCGCUGAAAGAAGAGCACAAGAUUUUCUUACUCAAGGUGUUAUUGCCGCUUCAUAAAGUGAAAUCUCUGAGUGUUUAUCAUCCGCAGUUGGCGUAUUGUGUUGUUCAGUUCUUGGAGAAGGACAGCACGCUCACUGAACCAGUGGUGAUGGCUCUUCUCAAGUACUGGCCAAAGACUCACAGUCCAAAGGAAGUGAUGUUCCUCAAUGAACUGGAGGAGAUCCUGGACGUCAUCGAACCAUCAGAGUUUGUGAAGGUGAUGGAGCCGCUCUUCAGACAGUUGGCCAAGUGUGUCUCCAGUCCACACUUUCAGGUGGCGGAACGAGCGCUUUAUUACUGGAAUAAUGAAUAUAUAAUGAGCCUCAUCAGUGAUAACGCAGCCAAGAUUUUACCAAUCAUGUUCCCGGCGCUGUACCGAAACUCCAAGAGCCACUGGAACAAGACGAUUCACGGUUUGAUCUAUAACGCACUGAAGCUCUUCAUGGAGAUGAAUCAGAAGCUGUUUGAUGACUGCACACAACAGUUCAGAGCUGAGAAGAACAAAGAGAAGGCGAAGUUAAAAGAGCGAGAGGAGGCCUGGAUCAAGAUAGAGAAGCUGGCGAAAUCAAACCCGCAGAGAGAUCACAGGAUGGAUCGGCCGCUGGUCAGGUGUAAAUCAGAUCUGCCUCAGGACUCGUUCACCACUAAAGCCUUGGAGUCGCACCGGCGCACUGAAGAAAUGAUGACCAACCACGACGGACACUAACUAACAAACUAACUCACAUGUCAAGCUGUAAAUGCAGCUCCAUCAAAGUCUCUGUGUUUAUUUGAGAUCUUCUGCAUCUUCAGUGUUUGUUCUGAAUAAUCCAGCGUGAACGGAGACCGCUGGCAAACGGUUAUAAAUCUUUAUUUUCAGAGACACGAGGACUGUCACCAGUGCCAAUACUGUCAUGAUUAUUAACUUCCUGUUUCAGUAGUUUAUUGGUAUGUUUUCUGCUUAUGUGGUGUUUUAGACUAACGUGUUAAAUCUGUGUGAAUACUGCAGACCCUGAACUAUCAUGACUUUGACUUUAGGACUCUGAAAUGAGUUCAAACACUUCAUGAACUCUUGAUUUCAGUUCAACUUUGUGUCUUUAAUCGACGACUUCUGAUCAAAUCUGCCACUCGUGUUUUCACAUCAUACACACGGUUAGUGUGUGUGUGUGUGUGUGUGUGUGUGUGUGUGUGUGUGUGUGAUCAGCUGAUUCUACUGAACAUUUCUGUACAAGAAUCUUCAUCUCAUGAGUGAUUCUGUUCAUCAGUGAAUCAUCUGAGAUGAAGCGAGUCAUUAUGAUUCUGCACAUCGUCAGUGAGAAACACUUUUCCAGAAAGAUCUCCGUGCCUUUACAGCUGAUUCUGUGAGGAGUCGUUUAAGUGAUUCACUGGAGUGUUCAGAUGAUAUGAACACACACACAUCAGUGUGAAGUCGACACAUCGAUUGUUUUUCAUUUCAUUCUGGAUAAUUAUUGAGUUUAUAAAACUACCUAAAGCACUUCCUGAAAACUUGAAAACUCUAAAACCUUUUUCAUUGUGUGUCUAUAACAUGCUUACAGAUCCUUUAUAAACAGCUUCUCUUUUCUAUAGGGCUGUUUGAAUUUCUGUAUGUUUUACUGCCUGUCAAUCAUUUUAUUUGUUUCCUUUGAUCUAUUAAAUAAAUUCAUGCAGUAUAUAAAUGUAUAAAAUACCCAUUUCCACUUCCUGUUCCACACACACACACACACACACACAGCGUCAUUGCGAGUUCCAGCGAUUUCUUUUCUUAAACUUUAUUGUGUGUUGAUGAAACACAAAACAUUAAAAU